GCAUUAAAACAGGUGGAGAAGAAAAGGUAGGCGGAGUAAAAAGAGGGUUAAGCUAGGUGAGGGAUCGGUUUGCUCCCCACAUCUCGCCACACUCUCCUCAUACAAGCAGCAAACGAUACAGCUGAUGCACCUUUAAGUUUUUAGACAUGUUUGCUAAGUUGAAGGGCCUCUUCAGUGGCCCACAGGUGCCAGAGGGCUCUGGGACCAGUAGUAAAGCCCCUGAUCCAGCUCCAGCUCCAACUCCAGCACCACCUCCACCUCCAGCCAAGGAGGAGAAGCCGGCUGAGAAGGAGAAUGAAGACAAGCAAGUGGACAAACCACAGGAAUCAGCUCCAUCACCUGCACCUGCACCUGCCCCAGAACCAGCACCAGCACCAUCAGCAGCUCCGGCCCCGGCACCAACCCCGGCUCCAGCCCCAGCCCCAACCCCUGCUCCGGCCUCGGCCCCAGCCCCAACCCCGGCUCCGGCUGCAGUUCCUACAGCAGCUCCAUCAAACCCUGAUCAAGCUGGAGCUGAGAGACCGGAGGGAGACCCUCCACCACCUCCCCCCAUAGUCAUCAACAAGUACUCAGAUGAGCACCUCAGAGCCAUAAUCAAACAGAUGAGAGAAAGAAAGCAAAUCUUCAAGGAGAAAGUGAUUGAUCAGUAUGCUUCAUCCCCUGAGAUAACCCCUCCUGUCACGCCGCUGCUACGCAAAGACGACUACAACAGACUCAUAGAGGAAAGGAAAAGGCAGGCGGAGGAGGCGCGGAUAAAGAAGGAAGAGGCUGACAAGAAGAAAAAAGAGGAGCAGGAAAAGAAAAAAAAGGAGGAUGAGCAAAAGAAAGCAGAGCAAAAGGCAACAGAGGCCAAGCAGCAGGAGGAGAAGAAGAGUAUAAAAACCAGGUUAUCCGAGGCUUUGUGGUCAGCGGUGGACAUCAUGUUGAAGCCAUUGGAGGACCGGAUGGACUCGGUGUUGGGGCAAACCAUAGACCCUUUCACAGAUCGUCGCUACAUUGCGUGGCUAAGCUUGGUGACCGUGGCCUUUAACUACAACACCUGGUUCAUCACGGCCCGCCUGUGCUUCCCGUACCACACUGAGACUUCCAUCCCUUACUGGUUCACCCUGGAUGUGUUGGCUGAUAUCAUCUACCUGGCAGACUCCAUAAUUUUCCAGUCCCGCAAACAGUUUGUCAAAGGAGGAGACAUUGUUAAAGACAGAGCGAUGACUAAGAAGUACUACAGAGAUUCAGAGAGAUUCCUGGCUGAUGUGGUGUCCAUCUUGCCGUUUGACUUGUUGUACAUCCAGUUUGGAUUCAGUUCUGCUUGCAGACUCAAUCGUCUAGUGAAGAUAGAUACAUUUUUUGAGUUCAGUGAUCGUCUGGAAAGCAUCAUGGCCAAGGCUUACAUCUGGAGAGUGAUUCGCACCAUUGGUUAUCUGCUCUUCAUGCUCCACCUUAAUGCCUGCUUCUACUAUGUGGCCUCAGAAUAUCAGGGCAUUGGUAAAACCAAAUGGGUCUACUCCGGCUUAGGCAGCGCGUACCUGCGAUGUUACUAUUUUGCCGUCCGCAGUCUGAUCAACAUCGGCGGUCUUAAUGAACCCGAAACCGUCUUUGAGAUUACCUUUCAGUUGUCAAACUUUUUCUUGGGCGUCUUUGUGUUCUCCAGUUUGAUUGGACAGAUGAGAGAUGUCAUUGGUGCAGCUACAGCAGGACAGACUUACUUCCGUUCCUCCAUGGACAACACUGUGGCCUACAUGGUGACCAACAACAUCCCAUAUAUGGUGCAGAACAGAGUCCGCACUUGGUACACCUACACCUGGGAUGCUCAGGGCAUGCUGGAUGAGUCCGAGCUGCUGGAUAAGAUGCCUCUGGUGAUGAGAACAGCCAUUGCUGUGGACAUCAACCUGGCGACCUUCCAGAAGAUCGAUCUGUUCAAGGGCUGUGACCAGCAGAUGUUAGUGGACAUGUUGCUGAGGCUCAAGUCAAUCAUUUAUCUACCCGGAGACUUUGUUGUGAAGAAGGGUGAUAUCGGUAAAGAGAUGUACAUCAUCAAAGGUGGAGCGGUGCAGGUGGUGGGAGGACCCGACAACAGCAUUGUGUUUGUGACACUGAAAGCUGGUUGUGUGUUUGGUGAAAUCAGUCUCUUGCAGUCUUCCAAAGAUGGAGGGAACAGGCGGACCGCUAAUGUCAAAGCAUACGGCUUCGCUAACCUCUUUGUCCUGGAGAAGAAAGACCUGUUUGACAUUCUGGUUCACUACCCCGAGUCUCAGAAAGUGCUGGCCAGGAAGGGCAGGAAAUUGAUGAAGGCCAAGGGGCCAGCAGCAGCAAAGGUUGAAGAGGAGAAGAAAAAAGGACUGGCACUGUUUGGACACAAACCACCCACGCCCAAACUGCUGCGCGCUUUCGGAGGGACCCUUAACAGAAAAAUUAUUCACAAAGUGAAGACUGCCAGUGCUGAGCAAUAAGGAGCAUGGAGAGCAAUUUAUAUAUAAAUAUAUAAAAACUCCUUUUUUUGGAGUAAAUGUACAGUUUUAUUUGCAGCCAAGAAAAUGUUUCUCUCAUGGAAAUAUACUAAUUUCACUUGAAAACACAUUUCAAACAAUACCUUUAUUGCUCUGUGCGAUGAAGUCAUCCUGGCCACUGAUAGGCCGAGACUGUCUAUGAACCCCAACUACUGCCCCUAGUGGACACUGCUGUGUAUAUACUUCAUUUGUAUCAUUUUUUUUUUUUUUACAAUAUAAUCAUAUAUAUAUAUGGAAGCUUGUUUCCAACACCAAAAAGAAAAAAGCAUUCCCAUUCAUAAUUCAAAAUUUCAAGUAUCUCAAUAUUUCGAAAAAAAUAACUCAAAAUUUCGAGUUAGCUCUGCCGAUCACGAAUCUCCAUGAAAGUACGUCAUUUCCUUGUUGCCCUGAAGUAAGAGGCUGAAGGUAUCAGCUGUUCAACAUGAAACCCUUGAUUCCAUACCUUUCAUGCAGGUCAAAAACAUAAUGACAAUUUCUUUACGUUUGCCGUACACUGCUAGCUAACUGAGUGCGCGUGCGUUGGCGUCAUCUGUUUCCAGGUAACAAUGUAAUGAGCUCUUUCACGGAGCUUCGUGAUUCGCAGUUAACUCAAAAAUUCGACUCAUUAAUGUAAAAUUUUGACUUAUUUUCUCGAAAUUUUGAGUUAUGGAUAGCAAAAAAAUUUAUUUAUUUUUUUUCAGUGGCAGAAACAAGCUUCCAUACUUAUAAGCUCAUUUUGUUAUUUUUUUUCCACUGUUCAGUGUGUGUGGAAGCCUACCAGAGAUUAUCAGUCAAUGUGAAAUAUUGUGAAAAUUAUUUAUAAAGCACCUUGUGACAGGUUAUAUUAUUUGACUGGUUUUGUCUCUGUCUAUAUAUGCUUUAAUAAAUAAAUAAGUAGGUUUUAACUGCAAUCAGCUUAUGCUUCUGUAGUGCUCUGUUGGCUUUGUGUUUGUGAGUGAGAGCUGCAGUUCAGAUCCAGAUUAAUCCU
Messenger RNA from Archocentrus centrarchus (flier cichlid), 3471 nucleotides. Its product is annotated as cyclic nucleotide-gated cation channel beta-3-like. The record is from RefSeq and is a predicted model, not a curated record. Gene Ontology annotation, biological process: monoatomic cation transmembrane transport. Gene Ontology annotation, molecular function: intracellularly cGMP-activated cation channel activity; protein-containing complex binding; intracellularly cAMP-activated cation channel activity. Lineage: Eukaryota; Metazoa; Chordata; Actinopteri; Cichliformes; Cichlidae. Gene Ontology annotation, cellular component: plasma membrane; photoreceptor outer segment; intracellular cyclic nucleotide activated cation channel complex. The transcript is spliced from 17 exons. Bases 147 to 2447 code for a protein of 766 amino acids.